This is a messenger RNA of Chondrus crispus (carragheen), 931 nucleotides long. Its product is annotated as probable inosine triphosphatase. The transcript is spliced from 3 exons. NCBI's taxonomy places the organism in Eukaryota, Rhodophyta, Florideophyceae, Gigartinales, Gigartinaceae. Gene Ontology annotation, molecular function: nucleoside triphosphate diphosphatase activity. The coding region runs from base 1 to 591 and encodes 196 amino acids. The record is from RefSeq and is a predicted model, not a curated record. Gene Ontology annotation, biological process: nucleoside triphosphate catabolic process. Gene Ontology annotation, cellular component: cytoplasm.
AUGACGAGUGCGCCGAUCACGUUCGUCACGGGGAACCAGAACAAGCUGCGCGAGGUCGAGAGCAUUCUAUCCUCGGACAACGGGGCGGCGAGACUCCGCGUGGUGGCGCGCAAGAUCGACCUGCCCGAGCUGCAAGGCGAGCCGGACGACAUUGCGCGUCAAAAGUGUUUGCUAGCCGCGCAGCAAGUCGGCGGCCCGACGCUGGUCGAGGACACAUGCCUGUGCUUCCACGCACUGGGCGGGUUGCCCGGGCCGUACAUCAAGUGGUUUCUGGACAAGGUGGGGCACGACGGGCUGAACCGGAUGCUGGCGGGAUUCGAGGACAAGCGCGCGUACGCGCUGUGUACGUUUGGGUACUCGCCCGGCGUGGAGGGCGAGGAGGCGGUGGUGUUUUCCGGGCGCACGGAGGGCCGGAUCGUGGCGGCAAGGAAGAAAGGGGACGGGCCCGCCUUCGGGUGGGACCCUGUAUUUCUGCCAGACGGGUUUGAGGAAACGUAUGCUGAGAUGGACAAGGAGGUGAAGAACGGGAUUUCGCACCGCUUCAAGGCGCUCGAGAAGGUGAAGGCGUACUUGGAGAAAGAAGGGGGAUGAGGAAAAGGAAUUGCAGCACACGUGUGCCACGAAGCACAGAUGCGGUUGCUGUGCCCUAAUAGGGAGUUUACGCACGCACAUGAGAAAUGCCGUGAGACAAAUUUCUUGUGACGGUGGGGUCAUGCGCGAUGGUGGCGGGUGGUAGCCAAUGGAAAUGCGAGACGUGUCUCUAUUGUUUUGCAACGUGAGAUCGAGGCUGACGCAUUGGAGCCGUUUGAUCCGCCUUUUCAUCCCUCGUUCCUGUCUGAGCUCGACCGCACGGGCAAUUCCGAAAAGCGCCUCCCGAUCAACUCCACCCACCAAUUAAAACUUUAUGGAUGCGCCCCCUCCCCCGCCACGA